AUGUCAUUACCGUGGUACUACCUGGAGCACGCAACGCGACGCCAAUUGUUAAAAGCGUACUACUGGACGUGCUUUCUCGCGUACCCUGCCUACGUCGCCGUCAACUACCAGAGGGCCAUCCCCACCAAACAACAGGUGCUCGGCACGCGGAACCUGAAGGAGUACGUGGCCCCCGCCGAGUUCAAGCCGCACCCCCAGGAUUUCACGCCGAAGAAGCUGUACAGGGAGGAGGGCGACGCGAAA
Messenger RNA from Mesorhabditis spiculigera, 243 nucleotides. The record is from the annotation of a GenBank genome assembly. NCBI's taxonomy places the organism in Eukaryota, Metazoa, Nematoda, Chromadorea, Rhabditida, Rhabditidae.